AUGCAAGCCUAUUUUGGGAAUGGCUCCUUCUAUACUUUCAAUAUCUCUAAUGAAAGGCAAGCUUUCUCCGAAGAUUCCAGAAUAAUUCAAGCUGUGUUGAUGUCCUGCAUGAUCAGUGUAACAGGAACAGGAAAUGCUCUGGUGAUUCUUGGUUUUAUAAUAAAUAAAAAACUUAGGACUCCAAGUAACUACUUUCUAUUAAACCUGGCCAUUAGCGACUUCUUCACAGGUACUUUCUCUCUCCCACUCUACCUGAAGAAUUUCAUUAUCAACAAAGAAUGGGUUCUUGGAAAACAUAUUUGCAAGCUUUGGCUUACAGUCGAUUAUACCUUGUGUCAGUGUACAGUUUAUAACAUUGUUCUCAUCAGCUGUGACCGUUUUCUGGCAGUCACCAGGGCUGUAAAAUAUCGUGAUCAGCAAAAUAAAAUGAAACUGGCUUCUGUGAAGAUGAUUUCUGUCUGGAUUAUAGCCUUUCUUAAUUUUGGCCCAGCAAUAAUAAUCUGGGAGUAUGUGGUGGGUUACAGCGUAGUACCAGAAGGAGAAUGUAACCCAGAAUUUUACACAAGCCGCUACUCACUUUACUCCUCCAUUUUUGACUUUUUCACUCCAAUGACAGCAAUUGCAUUUUUUAACCUCAGUAUAUACUUUAAUAUCAGGAGUAGAAUGAAGAAUAAAGUCCCAUCUCUUGACAAUAAUCCAACUGUUUUAUCAGAAGGUUUAGGAAGCAAUGACAUAUUUGUUAUAGAUUGUAAAGAAGACAAUUUAACUAGUCUGGCAGCUUUGAAACAACCCAAUCGGGAUCUUUGUACAAAUAAGCACAACUUCUUAAGAUAUUUUGUAGCGAUUUGUAAAAGAAAUCAUCCUCAACCAGCUGCAAAAACCAGUGAAAUGUCAAAAAGAGUUCGGACCUUGGAUUCUGCCAGAAACUCAGCAUUGUCCAAGGACAAGAAAAUGGCAAAAUCAUUAGCUCUGCUUGUGUCUCUGGUGCUGGACUUGCUUAAGACACAGGGGGAGUCAAUCUCUGUAUACCUCAAUAACAUUUGCUCAGGAAGCAGUUGCAAUGUAUUGCUGGAAUAUAAGGUCUGGAAGGGUAGAGACUUGCAAGCUGUCAAAAAGACACUAGAUAUCUUGGUGUCAGGGCUGGGCUCAGCCAUUCCUUCUCAGAGCAGGCCGCUCAGCUGUCGGGUAAUUGCCAGCUCCACUCUUUUCCACAGUGAUUCACCUGAUGAUGAUAUCCUGUUCAUCAGUCCUGCUGGUUACUUAAGCUGUUCAGUUCAGUUCCUCUCUGCCUUUGCCUUGGUCAACACAUCCAGGGACUCUCUCCUGUGUACCUGUUGA
Molecule: messenger RNA, 1338 nt
Organism: Rana temporaria (common frog)
Lineage: Eukaryota; Metazoa; Chordata; Amphibia; Anura; Ranidae
Product: histamine H4 receptor-like
Exons: 5
Coding region: 1-1338 (445 amino acids)
Biological process (GO): chemical synaptic transmission; adenylate cyclase-inhibiting G protein-coupled acetylcholine receptor signaling pathway; G protein-coupled receptor signaling pathway, coupled to cyclic nucleotide second messenger
Cellular component (GO): synapse; membrane; dendrite
Molecular function (GO): G protein-coupled serotonin receptor activity; G protein-coupled acetylcholine receptor activity
Source: RefSeq, a predicted model, not a curated record